CAAAACCUUACAAGAUCACAUAUUAUUCACAUUUCUCUCUUUCUUUCUCACUUCUUUUCUAUCUCUCUAUUUCUCAUGAACAACAAAAUAUUGUUCUUCUUGAUAUAGACUAUAUAUAUAGCUAUAGUUGCAAUAACAUUCUUUCAUCAUAUCUUUACAUUAUGGCACUUCUUACUUUCCCAUCUUCUUCUGAAACCCAUAAGAUACAUCAACCCACACACCACACCAAGAUGAGAAAACAACACCACCAACAAAAACCUAAUCCUAACCCAAACCCUAAACCUAUACCCAAAUCCAAGCCAAACCCCAAACCUAAAUCAAAAUCCAAAUCCAAACCAAAACCCGAACCAAAACAACAAAACCAAUCUUCUUCUUCUUCUUCAUCAUCAUGGGAUCAAUUCAAGAACUUAUUGACUUGCAAACAAAUGGAUGUUGUAGGGUCAAAUAAAGUCAACAAUGACCCGGUAAAUAAAAACCCGAAUAAUAACAAUUAUUCAAAACUAAGUUCUUGUAGCUCCAUAUGUAGUUUUAGAGAUGUUGUGCAUGGGAAUACAAGAGUUGUUCAUAGAGCUGAUAACUCUCCAGAAAGUAGUAGUACUACAACUACUAGUACUAAUGCUGGUCUAGAUUUCGGUCUUCUUAGUAACCGAAAAAAACAACAAAUGAGUCAUGAUCAAAUAAUGGGUCGUCGACAUCAUGGUUCGUCUUCGAAUUCUUCAAAAACUUUAACUACUACUGGUUCAGUGAGAUCCAAUAAUAAUAUUGUUCAUGGAAGUACUAAUUACACAUCAUGUUCAAGAGGAAUGCAGUUUAGAAAGCUUUCUGGAUGUUAUGAAUGUCAUGCUAUUGUUGAUCCCUCAAGGUAUACAAUACCAAGAAGUACCAUAUGUGUGUGUUCUCAGUGUGGGGAGGUGUUUCCAAAAAUGGAGAGCUUGGAGCAUCAUCAAGCUGUUAGACAUGCUGUAUCCGAGCUGGGUUCAGAUGAUUCGGGUCGAAACAUAGUGGAAAUAAUAUUCAAAUCUAGCUGGCUUAAAAAAGACCAUCCGAUCUUUACAAUCGAACGGAUACUAAAAGUCCACAACACCAGCCGUACCAUCCAACGUUUCGAAGACUGUCGUGACGCAGUCAAGUCACGCGCUACGGCUACCACCACCGCUUCCCGACGCGCUGCAGAUGGAAACGAGCUACUCCGUUUCCACUGCACCACUCUCGCGUGCUCUCUCGGUGCCCGCAACUCGUCCACCCUCUGCUCUGCCAUCCCUGGAUGCGGUGUCUGCACCGUCAUCCGCUACGGGUUCCAGAACCCAAAAUGUGGCGGCAUUGGUGCAGGAGGGGAUGGCGGAGCAAAGGGCGGUGUGCGGACUUCCGCGAGCAGCGGGAGGGCACAUGAUUGUUUAGGAAUUGAUACACAUGGUCGGCGGGCAAUGCUUGUUUGUAGAGUUAUUGCCGGAAAAGUCAAGCGCGUGGCAGAAGGCGCGUCGCCAGAUGAGGAUGGGCCUUAUGACUCUGUAGCUGGCAACGCUGGGUUGUACUCUAAUCUCGAAGAGUUGUACGUUUAUAAUCCGAGAGCUAUCCUUCCUUGUUUUGUUGUUAUUUACAAAGCACUUGAAAGCUGACGUCAAUACCGAGAGUGUUGCUAUAUUUAUAUAUGGAGUAUUAUUUAUUUUUUCCUGUAAAUGAUUAAUCUCUUAACAUAUUCUCUUAUAAAUCUUUUUAAAACCGUAUAAAUAUAACAUUCGGAUUUCACGAACUUUA
Molecule: messenger RNA, 1755 nt
Organism: Erigeron canadensis
Lineage: Eukaryota; Viridiplantae; Streptophyta; Magnoliopsida; Asterales; Asteraceae
Exons: 3
Coding region: 162-1616 (484 amino acids)
Source: RefSeq, a predicted model, not a curated record